AUGCUUUCUCAGAAGGCACUCAGCUACGGAAAUCGAAGUAAACAACCUGUCUACAUAAGCUACUCGGCGACGGUGGUGCCGCCGCAGGGCAGCCUGCACUUCUACAGCGCCAGCAAGCACGCAGUUCGCGCUCUCACCGAGGGGCUGCGCCACGAGCUGGGCGACUGCAGCAGCGCCAUCAGAGUCUCCAGCGUGUCUCCUGGACUGGUGAAGACAGACAUCUACACGGCAGCCCUAGGGCCUGAGUUCUCCGAACAGGUGUUCGCUGACAAACCGCACCUCUUGCCGCAGGACAUAGCUUCGCUCGUCUCCUACCUGCUGUCUGCACCACCACACGUCCAGGUACAUGAUAUAAUUGUGAAACCACUUGGUGAGAAGAUAUAG
Schistocerca nitens (vagrant locust) is the source of this 384-nucleotide messenger RNA. RefSeq names its product dehydrogenase/reductase SDR family member 11-like. Bases 1 to 384 code for a protein of 127 amino acids. The transcript is spliced from 4 exons. Lineage: Eukaryota; Metazoa; Arthropoda; Insecta; Orthoptera; Acrididae. The record is from RefSeq and is a predicted model, not a curated record. Gene Ontology annotation, molecular function: oxidoreductase activity.